This is a messenger RNA of Carya illinoinensis, 916 nucleotides long. Its product is annotated as photosystem I reaction center subunit XI, chloroplastic. The record is from RefSeq and is a predicted model, not a curated record. The coding region runs from base 84 to 740 and encodes 218 amino acids. Gene Ontology annotation, biological process: photosynthesis. Gene Ontology annotation, cellular component: chloroplast thylakoid membrane; photosystem I; photosystem I reaction center. Lineage: Eukaryota; Viridiplantae; Streptophyta; Magnoliopsida; Fagales; Juglandaceae. The transcript is spliced from 2 exons.
UUCUAUUUCUUUUAGCACUCUGUUUCCCAUUUCUUAUUCUUACACUUCUUUUCAGUACUUGAGAGUUCUAAUUAAGCAAAGACAUGGCCACAGCUUCCCCAAUGGCCAGCCAGCUCAAGUCCAAUUUCACCUCACCAAUUCAUAGAGCUUUGGUCUCACCGAAAGGCCUCUCUGCAUCUCCCCUCAAAGUCUUGCCUUCCAGGCCGAGACUCCAUUCCUUCACCAUCAAAGCUGUCCAGUCUGAAAAGCCAACUUUCCAAGUUAUUCAGCCCAUCAACGGUGACCCAUUCAUUGGAAGCCUAGAGACUCCAGUGACAUCGAGCCCGUUGAUUGCUUGGUAUCUCUCAAACCUUCCGGCAUAUCGGACGGCAGUUAGCCCACUUCUGAGGGGCAUUGAGGUAGGGCUAGCCCAUGGAUUCCUCCUUGUUGGACCAUUCGUCAAGACUGGACCUCUGAGGAACACCCCUUAUGCUGGAGCAGCCGGGUCUCUGGGUGCUGCUGGCCUUGUUGUUAUUCUUAGCAUAUGCUUGACAAUGUAUGGCAUUGCCUCCUUCAAUGAGGGAGAACCAUCCACUGCCCCCGGACUCACACUAACCGGACGGAAGAAGCAGCCCGACCAGCUGCAAACUGCCGACGGAUGGGCCAAGUUCAGCGGUGGGUUCUUCUUCGGUGGGAUUUCCGGUGUCACUUGGGCCUACUUCCUUCUAUAUGUCUUGGACCUUCCUUACUACUUCAAGUGAUUUUUCCUAUGGUCCCUCAACAUGCAUCAUGGUCUUAAUUGGGAAGCAAAUGUAAAAUUGUAUACUAAGUGACCAACAUUGUUGUAUUUUAAAUUUGGACUUCCCUCAUUGUGAACUUGUAUAUUUGAAUUUUCAUCGCAUUCUCAAUUAAUUUUGCAUGAAAUUUCAACUUCGCA